AAGCUACACAUAUAUGCAAGCCAUGUCUCCGCCGACCGUGGACAAUGCCGGCCUCGGCGAGCCUCUGCUCGCGAACGGGAAGGGCGCCACCGCCUUGGCCAACGGCACUAGGCACGGCGAUGCUGGCGCCGUGCCGACCCUCCGGAGGAAGAAGAAAGGUUCCAAGGAGGAGACGUACUGGGUGGACAUCGACCAGCCUGACGUGCUGGAGUCGGCUCCGGAUCUUGAAAACGGCAGCGGCGGCCGGCCCUUGCUGCUGUUCCGGAACAAGAAGGUCAAGCGCAGGAUCCUGUACCCGUACCGGAUAUUGAUUCUCGCUCGACUGAUUGCAGUCAUUCUUUUCUUCAUAUGGCGCCUAAAGAACAAUAUCUCUGAUAUCAUUUGGCUCUGGGGAAUGUCCGUUGCUGGAGAUGUUUGGUUUGGUUUCUCCUGGCUACUCAACCAACUGCCCAAAGUCAAUCCCAUCAAAAGCAUCCCUGAUCUUGGGGCUCUCAAGAAAACAUGCGACUUGGGUGAGGGAAGGUCAAGCCUCCCUGGUAUAGAUGUAUUUGUCACAACAGCCAACCCCAUCGAUGAGCCGAUAUUAUACACCAUGAAUUGCAUUCUCUCCAUCCUUGCAGUCGACUACCCAGUUGACAAGAAUGCAUGUUACCUGUCUGAUGAUGCCGGCGCACUUGUCAACUACGAAGCAUUGGUUGAGACAGCCAAGUUUGCCACUUUGUGGGUUCCAUUCUGCAGAAAGUAUUGUAUUGAACCAAGGGCACCAGAGAGCUAUUUUGAGUUGAAAGCACAAUCAUAUAUAUGCAGUUCACUAGAGGAUUUCAUUACUGACCACAAAUAUGUUCAUAGGAAGUAUGAUGAGUUCAAGAUGCAGAUAGAAAUGCUACCAGACACUAUUCAAGAGCGUUCCGAUACAUAUAACAAUAUUCAUAUAAAUGCAAGUUUUAUGGCAGAUGGGACACAGUGGCCUGGUACAUGGAUUGAGCCAACGGAAAACCAUAAAAAGGGGCAUCAUGCAUCCAUCGUUCAGAUUAUCGUGAACCAACCAAGCCAUACACCUCAGCAUGGACUACCGGUGUGCGCCAAUGAAACUGUUGACUUCAGUACAACGGAUGUACGCCUUCCAAUGCUCGUAUAUGUUUCUCGAGAGAAGCAUCCCAGCUAUGACCACCAAAAGAAAGCUGGAGCCAUGAACGUGCAGUUGCGUGUCUCGGCUUUGCUAUCAAAUGCGCCCUUCAUCAUCAAUUUUGAUUGUGAUCACUAUAUCAACAAUUCACAGUCAUUUCGUGCUGCCGUAUGCUUCAUGCUGGAUCCACGAGAAGGGGAAAACACUGCCUUCGUGCAAUUUCCUCAGCGGUUUGACAAUGUCGACCCGACAGACAGGUACUGCAAUCACAACCGUGUCUUCUUUGAUGGCACUAUGCUUGCUCUGAAUGGCCUCCAAGGCCCCUCUUACCUUGGCACUGGUUGCAUGUUCCGUCGUAUCGCACUUUAUGGUAUUGGCUCUCCUCGGCGGAGAGCAGAUGGUGUAACAACAAGGACUAAUAUUUUUGGCAACUCAACAUCUUUCUUACGCUCUAUGUUGAGCCCUGAUCAGGAGCAAGAAAUGUCUCUCAAAUUGAAUGAGAUGGCCAUUUCUGAGUUGGUGGAUGUUAUGGCAUGUGCAUAUGAAGUUUGUACUGGGUGGGGUAAGGAUGUUGGGUGGAUAUAUAACAUUGCAACUGAAGAUAUUGCAACGGGAUUUCGUGCACAUCGACAGGGCUGGUGCUCCAAGUUCUGCACCAUAAAACCCGAUGCUUUUCGAGGGACCGCACCAAUCAAUCUUACGGAGCGCCUCCUCCAAAUUAUGCGGUGGUCUGGCGGGUCCUUGGAGCUAUUCUUCUCCCACAGUAAUCCACUUUUUGCCCGUGGUUGGCUACACCCCAUCCAGCGUGUGGCAUAUCUUAACAUGACAAUAUACCCAAUAACAUCAAUUUUCAUUGUGGUAUAUGGGCUAUGCCCAAUGAUGUGGCUUUUACCUGGAGAAUUCGACAUCCAGAGGCCAUUUACUAGGUAUGUCUUGUAUGUCAUCAUGAUAAUCUUGAUGAUUCACAUUAUUGGUGUGUUUGAGAUAAAGUGGGCGGGGAUCACAUGGAUGGAUUGGUGGCGCAAUGAGCAGUUCUUCAUGAUUGGGGCAACAAGUGCAUACCCAACUGCUGUGUUGUACAUGCUAGUGAAGCUUGUCACCGGGAAAGGGAUACAAUUUCGGAUCACCUCAAAGCAGACAUCAGCAAACACUAAUGACAAGUUCGCGGACCUCUAUGUUUUCCGAUGGGUUCCACUAUUGAUCCCGACAACAUUGGUCUUCGCUGUAAAUGUUGGGGCCAUUGGCGUGGCUUUGGGUAAGGUGAUUCUGCUCAAUGGAUCUUGGACAGCAGUGCAGAUGAGGCACGCAAUAUUGGGUCUUAUAUUCAAUAUUUGGGUAAUGGCACUCCUUUAUCCAUUCGCACUAGCCAUGCUGGGAAAAAGAGGAAAGAGGCCCAUCAUCCUCUUCAUUGUGUUGCCACUUGCCUUUGUUACUGUUGGGGUGACAUAUUGUGCUAUUCAGUAUUUUCUUCUUUAAUUCACUACAUGGAGAUUUUGAUGGUACACAUGUAGUAUACUAUCAAACUUUCAUCCAUUCGGUGGUGGAUCUUCCCAAAGAAAGUAAUACUAAUUUUCUUAAGUACUUGUAUUCCGUUCUCAGUUAAUUUAUCGCUUUAUAUUUAACUAGUGAAAUCAAAGAA
Messenger RNA from Lolium perenne, 2765 nucleotides. Its product is annotated as probable mixed-linked glucan synthase 3. The record is from RefSeq and is a predicted model, not a curated record. Gene Ontology annotation, biological process: cellulose biosynthetic process. Gene Ontology annotation, molecular function: cellulose synthase (UDP-forming) activity. NCBI's taxonomy places the organism in Eukaryota, Viridiplantae, Streptophyta, Magnoliopsida, Poales, Poaceae. Gene Ontology annotation, cellular component: membrane.